UGGAGCGACGCGCAGCAACACUUCCUGGUUUGAAGAAAGCGGUGAUGUGAUGGAGUGAUGCUUCUUUUAAGACAGAAAGAAGAGCUGGGGCAGUUUUAGAUAAAGUGUUUCAGUUUAUCAUUUUGUUUAGGCAGACAGGGUGAGAGAAAACGAUGGGCUUACUGACCAUAUUAAAGAAGCUGAAACAUAAGGAGCGGGAGAUGCGUUUACUGAUGCUUGGACUGGACAAUGCUGGGAAAACCACCAUACUGAAGAAAUUUAAUGGCGAGGAUGUGAGCACCAUUUCUCCCACAUUAGGAUUCAACAUAAAGACACUGGAACACAGAGGGUUCAAGUUGAACAUCUGGGACGUGGGGGGUCAGAAGUCUCUUCGUUCGUACUGGAGGAAUUAUUUCGAGAGCACAGAUGGGCUGGUGUGGGUGGUGGAUAGUGCAGACAGACUGAGACUGGAGGACUGCAGGAAGGAACUCGGUGCUCUUUUACUGGAGGAGAGACUAGCAGGAGCCACUCUCCUAGUGUUUGCCAACAAACAGGAUUUGCCUGGUGCAUUGUCCAGGGAUGCCAUCAGAGAGGCACUAGCUCUGGAUGAGAUUAAGACGCAUCACUGGUGUAUAGUGGGCUGCAGUGCCAUGACCGGAGAGAACCUCCUGACAGGUGUAGACUGGCUCCUGGAUGAUAUCGCUGCUCGGAUUUUUACAGCAGACUGAGAAAAACAGCCUUGUGUUUUACAAUUCACUGUUGAUAGAACUGUAGGAAGAGCAUCUUUAUUCUUUGGUUAGAACCCUGAGGAGGCAUCAUAACUAAUGCAUAAGUCUACGUGAUUGAAGGUUUUUUUUCCCUCCCCCUCCUUUCAGAUGAAUAACACUCUGCCUUUAUCAAGGUCUGCAUUUUAACCUUAUGUUGCUAACCUAUGGAGAAAAUGGUUUAAAUGAUGUCCUGUGAAUAAGUUGAGAAAUACAUUCAGUAUUACAGCUGUGAAGGCCCAAACCUCAACAGAUGGACACUGUUUGUAAAAGGUGACUUUACGUGUUUAUUAAAUUGCUUUCGCAGUAUG
Molecule: messenger RNA, 1054 nt
Organism: Neoarius graeffei (lesser salmon catfish)
Lineage: Eukaryota; Metazoa; Chordata; Actinopteri; Siluriformes; Ariidae
Gene: arl2
Product: ADP-ribosylation factor-like 2
Exons: 5
Coding region: 153-707 (184 amino acids)
Biological process (GO): protein folding
Cellular component (GO): microtubule cytoskeleton; cytoplasm
Molecular function (GO): GTPase activity; GTP binding
Source: RefSeq, a predicted model, not a curated record